AUGGAAUUAAGAUGGUUUGUAUUGCAGCCAACUCUAACACGCCUCUCUCCUGGUUUCACCACCUCUCUUCGGCAUACAGACAAGCCCAAGACCCAGCGGGCUUUCCAAUUCAGUACCGGUAUCAAUCGAAGAAGAGCAGCGAUGAUAGCCUCACUGCUUUUGGCAAGAGAAGCUGUGCUCAAACAAGAAGUUGCAUAUGGGUUGGACUUGAGGCUCAUAGCACCAGACCAGUCAAUCCAAGAGGCAGAGAGUGGAAUCAGAGGGCAUGCAAGAGCUUUGUUACAAGUAAAAGCUCUGAUAGACUCAGAGUCAUGGGUGGAAGCACAGAAGGCUUUGAGGAAAAGCUCAGCGCUACUGAAACAGGAUGUCUAUACCAUCAUUCAAAACAAACCUGCAACUGAGAGGCCACAACUCAGGAAGCUCUACUCUGACCUCUUCAACAAUGUCUCUAGACUAGACUAUGCAGCAAGGGAUGGAGAUGAAUCAAGUGUGUUAAGGUGCUAUGAGAACAUUGUGGUGGCUCUCAGUGACAUUUUAUCUAGAAUAUGA
Molecule: messenger RNA, 549 nt
Organism: Ziziphus jujuba (common jujube)
Lineage: Eukaryota; Viridiplantae; Streptophyta; Magnoliopsida; Rosales; Rhamnaceae
Product: psbQ-like protein 3, chloroplastic
Exons: 2
Coding region: 1-549 (182 amino acids)
Biological process (GO): photosynthetic electron transport chain; photosynthesis
Cellular component (GO): extrinsic component of membrane; chloroplast; photosystem II oxygen evolving complex
Molecular function (GO): calcium ion binding
Source: RefSeq, a predicted model, not a curated record